ACGUCAUCGUGGAGUGCAAAACGCCACGGGACGGCCAUCUUGUGAGAGUGAGGGGAGGGUCUGCCUUGUAUUCCUUCUCUAUCUGCGUUAUUUGCUGUUCCCUGGAGAGAGAGAGAGCUUAGUUCUAAGGAAGGUCUGCAGUUAGAAGAUGUCCACGAUGAAUCCCGAAUAUGACUAUCUGUUCAAACUCCUCCUCAUUGGUGACAGUGGUGUUGGAAAGUCCUGCCUUCUCUUAAGAUUUGCCGAUGACACUUAUACAGAAUCCUAUAUCAGUACCAUAGGUGUAGAUUUUAAAAUUCGUACCAUUGAGUUAGACGGAAAAACAAUCAAACUUCAGAUCUGGGACACAGCAGGACAGGAACGCUUCCGAACCAUCACUUCUUCAUAUUAUCGGGGAGCUCAUGGCAUCAUCGUUGUUUAUGAUACCACAGAUCAAGAAUCCUUUAAUAAUGUUAAGCAAUGGCUUCAAGAGAUAGAUAGAUAUGCUUGUGAAAAUGUCAACAAACUCUUGGUGGGCAACAAAUGUGAUCUCACCCACAAGAAAGUAGUUGAUUUUCAGACAGCCAAGGAAUAUGCAGAUUCUUUAGGAAUCCCCUUUCUUGAAACUUCUGCCAAGAAUGCGACUAAUGUUGAACAGGCUUUCAUGACCAUGGCUGCUGAGAUUAAAAACCGAAUGGGACCUCCUUCUGGAACUGCUGGGGCUGCACAAGGAGUUAAAAUUAAUCCCAGUGCUCCAGUGGAGGCAGCAGCAGGUGGUGGGUGCUGUUGAACACCGUUCUAGGCUUACAUCAAAACAUGGCAAAUCCAGGACACUGGGACACCAGUGGGAUUCUUGCAGCAACUUUUUAACCAUCAGUGUUGCUCAGACCUAGAGCUGGUUGAUGUUUGUUUUCAAAGCACUGUUUUGGUGCCCUGGAUUUUAUUUGCCUGGUGUCUAGAUCACUGCAUGGUGCCGAUGAGAAGCUGGAAUCCGGGCAUCACCUGGGUGAUUAAAAGACUUGACAAAUUAUUAAUGGGAGAGUUUUCAUUUUAUUUCUUUGCUCAAAAGCUACAUCUAGAGCAAUUUGAUAAACUGGGGACAAAGUUCUUACUUUUCACCCUAAACUGGGUAAGGUGGCUUGUAACAUUUUGCCAUACUUGCCUCUUAAAUUGUGUGCAAGAUGUGAAGCUAAAAAUCUGUGAUCUGUUAAUCUCCUGAAUAAACUGACAACAGGAAUGGCAGUCUGUUGUUAACAAGGACUCUUCUGCUUCUCUACUAUAAUUUGAAGACUACUAUUUCUGUACAUAUGAGUUGUGUCCUUAGAACAGAAGCAGGUAUUAAAUUUGUCUUGUAACUGAUGUGCAGACACCAAAACUCAUUCUAAUAUUACCAAUAGUUCACUAGUGGAAGCGGGUGGAUAGCAAGGUUGAUAUUUGUGCUGAAAUUAAUUCAUUUUAUUUAUGGUAGGCACUAGGGUGAUUGAGUUUGUACCUAAUUUGUCUGAAUACUUGUGUGAUGCUAUUGACCAACUUCCACAGCGCUCAUAUAUUUUAUUGAAUGUUAUUGAUUAUAUAUAUAUUGGGCGAGUUAAAACUUUUGUAAGUUUUCAUAAUGUUAUAUUCUGGUAUCUAAAAGAUUUACCAAUUAGGACUGGGAUCAGUGAAGCUUUAUUAGGAAUUGCGCUGCUGUACCAGUGGAAGUUUCUAAUUGACUUGCAUUUAGGCAACACUUCUACCCAUUCUGUUAUAGCUAGGCCUUUUCCCACAAGCAUGUUAGGAUAUACACAGCACAUCUGAUUUGUACUAUGAGAGGAAAUGUUUACAAGCUUCAAGACAGUGGUUCUAUCUAUUAUUUACAUUAUUUUUUGGGCGUUCCUUGUCCAACUAAUGUAUACACUGCCCUAAUGUGUAGUACAGCUAUUUACCUGGAGUAGACCAACUUAAAUGCUCUUUAGAAGUGUAUGAUUAAUUAUCCACUAAUUAUAUUCACUUCUGUGGCUUAGUGUCAUUUUAAAAUUGCUAAAGGUAAUUUUAUUGAAUAAUCCCAUAGUAGGGCUGUGUAAACAUUACAUGGACAAACAUUGAAAGGUAGAUGUCCAUUCCAUCUCUUUUCUAUUGAUCAAAUCUGAACCUUGUAAAUGAAUGAAUGUUUCACAGUAAACUGUGUAAAGACC
Molecule: messenger RNA, 2153 nt
Organism: Cherax quadricarinatus
Lineage: Eukaryota; Metazoa; Arthropoda; Malacostraca; Decapoda; Parastacidae
Source: RefSeq, a predicted model, not a curated record